UAGAGGCGCUAAAAAAGGUAUGAACGAAACCAAGCAACAGGACACGAAUACUCAAGAAGAUGAUCGCGUUUGUUUCGUUGAUGAUGUUUUGAAUAACUGUUUUCACGUGAGGAAAAUUGUAAACUUCAAAAAUGUAAUUCGUACUUUAUUUUGGGAAGGUUGUUUGUCCAGCUGUGUUUCUUUAUUGUCAUAGUGUAGUUCCAUAUGAAAGGAAAUUACCAAACUCUUAUAAUUUCUUGAAUCCUAACUAUUCUACUGGUAUUUCUGCUGUCCGUGGAAGUUUCAAAAAUGCAUUUGAACCUAGUCAGCUUAAAUCCAUAGAACAUGUCUUGUUUCUCACCCAUAUCUUUUGGAAAAUUAAAAGAGAGUACACUCAAUGGCAAAACUUAAUAAUGCUCAUCGUUUGGUUUGUGGAACCUUGGUUUUACUUCUUGUUGAUGUUAUAUGGGUUGCCUCAUCUGAAUUAACCAAAUAUAUAUUUAAAGAUGAAAAUUUUAGCAAGCCUUUUUUUAGUACAUAUGUGAAAACGACCAUGUUCAUGCUUUAUUUAUUGGGUUUUAUAUUUUGGAAACCAUGGCGAAGUCAGUGCAGUUCUAAACCUAUGUAUGCCCUUGUUGAUCCCACUAGCAGUGAAAUUGAAGAACAUGAUUGUGAUUAUGUUGAGGCUGAGCCUUUAUUGAGUGAAUCAGUAUUCAUACCUAUUAAAUAUCAUGAUGGUGGUGAAAAAAGCAGUGGAAAUGAAUCGGAUGAUUCAUCAUCUAAACAAAGUGUUAAAUCUGUACACUUUAACCAAGUCACUGAAGUUCGUCAUUUAUCAGAAUCACAAGCUGAUGAUGCUUUAUUGGCACGGCUGUCCUAUGCAGCUUCACUUAGAGCUCAAGAAAGUGCUUUCAGGGCUGCCAACAAAUUACCAAUGAAACAAGUCGCAAGAAUUGCACUACUUUUCUGCAUAUUGUGGUUUUUGGGUAAUCUUUCUUAUCAAGAAGCACUGUCAAACACUGAAGCAGGUAUAGUCAAUAUCUUAUCAUGCUCAUCAGGAUUAUUCACACUUAUAUUGGCAUCAAUAUUUCCUGCAAACAGUGGAGAUCGGUUUACACUUUCAAAAUUUUUAGCAGUUGCCAUGAGCAUAGUUGGAGUAUCAAUAAUAUCAAGUGAAGAUAAAGGCAUGCAAAAUUUCUUUCCCCCUGGAGCUGUUUGGUCUAUUCUUGGAGCCUUCUUUUAUGCUGCUUAUGUUGUGUUGCUGAGGAGAAAAGUGGAUAGUGAAGAAAUGUUAGAUAUUCCUAUGUUUUUUGGUUUUGUUGGCUUAUUUAAUCUGUUAUUAAUGUGGCCAGGAUUUAUUUUCUUGCAUUAUACAAAAGUAGAAGAAUUUCAGUGGCCUUCUCAACACCAGUGGUUAUUGUUACUGUGCAAUGGAUUGAUUGGUACUGUAUUUUCUGAGUUACUUUGGCUUUGGGGCUGCUUCCUAACAUCAUCUUUGAUAGCAACAUUAUCUGUGUCAUUAACUAUUCCAUUUACUAUAUUCUUUGACAUAUUCUUAAAGAAGGUUGAUUACCCUUUGCCAUUUUUCCUGGGAACAAUGCCAAUGUUUUUGUCAUUCUUUGCUGUUGCAUUUUUAACACAUUAUGAAAACUGGGAUCCUGUUCUUGUUGGUGUCAACAAACUAGUCAAUUUAUGUUUUAGGAAAAAACAAAGGGUACGUGAUAUAGAUUAUGAACAGACUGAAUCUCUGAUCAAUGUAAAUAGUGAAUAUACAUAACAAAAAUACUGCAUACAUUCUUUAAGGUCAUUGAUAUUGCGUCACAAGAACUUUUUGAACUGGAGCUUUUCAUUCUUUUAUAUCAGAAGUACUUGCAGCUAACAAAAUUACUUUUUGUAAUGCUCUCCUCUUGUAAAAUGUCAUUAUCAUCAAAUUUUAAAUAUGCAUAAAAGUAUCUAAUAACCAAAUGUUUUAUUUAUAUUAGUGUAUAGUAUAUGUUUUGAGUUUUUGUAAUGUAAGAAAUUAUGUAUCUUGUAAAUAAAACAUGACAAUUUACUCUAUUAAUGAUUUUGUAUGCAUUUAAGUUUAUAUUUGUGAUAAAUUAUUUUCAUACUAAAAUGGUAUAAAAAGCUUUAAUUUAGGGAAAAAAAAUAUUUUGUGUGCAGAUUUUUCUUAUACAUCUAUGUUUACGAAAUGUAUUUUAGUGAGGCUUUAUAAGUAUUUAUAUUAAAAAAGGACUUGUAAUAUAUAAAAAAUGCUCCCAAAUAUUUUAAAAUGUCAUCUUACUUAACAUAUCCUUUCAUAUUUUGAAUUAAAUUUCAAAUAUAAAGAAUGGAUAUCAUGUAAUUUUGCUUUAGUCUGUGUGUAAAUUAUUGCUUCUGAAGAUCUGUAAAAAUGUGAUAGAAAAUUAUAUGUUAGACUGAUGUUGACAAAUUGUGGUAUAAUAAAUUUAUAUUUCAUUUGUGAGUCUUGA
This is a messenger RNA of Stegodyphus dumicola, 2450 nucleotides long. RefSeq names its product solute carrier family 35 member F5. Gene Ontology annotation, cellular component: membrane. The record is from RefSeq and is a predicted model, not a curated record. Lineage: Eukaryota; Metazoa; Arthropoda; Arachnida; Araneae; Eresidae.